AUGGUUGUCCGGUGGAGGACCACCGUCACCACAGUUCCUCUAAUAGUCCGCACGGUCCUGUGCGGCAGCUGCGUGAAGGCUCGGCACGGCUUCACGCGUGCCGUGAGUGCGUCCACUCACUUUGGCUCUCGGCGACCCACUGCCGAGGGACUGCUCAGGGAAGGUGGGAUGUCCUGGCGUACGUAUGCGUAUGAGGGAGGAGGUUCUUCCCUCCAUAAUCAUUACGCCAUUUCCUGCGGGGCACGAGGAGGACUCCACAAGAUUGACCCUGCUAGACCAAGGUCUGCCAAGGUUAACUUGCCAACCUCCCCUCAUGUCUUCCCUUUCUUCGUCGGCUCAUUCAUCUCAUGCACUUCAUCCUCCAUCCAGGCUCGGUUGCCUAUUGGCGCACAGACCGUGGACGUUCAUCCUCGCCUCUGUCAUCCUUUCGUCGUGCCUCAUUUCGGGGAUCGUUCACUGGCGAGAGGAGGAAGGAGGAACCGUGAACGCCUGGUUCGCCCGGGGACUCCUCCCUAUCGAACUGAUCAGUGGAUCAAGAAAAACUUCCCGAACGGAGUUCGGUACGAAACAAUUAUCCUUUCUGGGCCUAAUAUCCUCACUCCGGAAUACUUCAAAUAUAUGGGGACCCUGGACAAGAAAAUUCGAUCCUUGGUAUCCAAUGGAUAUGCCUGGGAGGACGUCUGUGCGAGGCCAGAGGAAUUCUUAGUGGGACACAAAAAGGUGGAAAGAAGGCGAAGAGAUACCGAAGCUCAAAGUCUUUGGCAUGCAGAGGACCGACGACUCGACCCAGUCCAUGGGGAAAAUAGCACUCUUGACGAUGUAGUGCCGACUACAGAAUCAACAAGCAGCCAAUCACAAAAGACAGCAACAGAAAUGAGCAGUGAUUCUACUGCUACCAUGGAACCGGAAACGUCACUACUACCAAUAUUGAUAUCAUCCUUCACAGCAGAGAAUCUUGAAACAACGAAAGAAAAUGAAACGACGACGACACCUACAACAGAGAAAACAGCAAGGAUCAGUCAAGCCGGAGUUAAUCGAGAAGUCGAUUCCAAAGAACUCUUGCAGCACAACGAUUACAAUAACGGCUGGAAGGAGGAUUCGGACGCAUCGGAGGUCUUCGGAGGCGAGGAGGAAGAAAUAACUCUGUACGAUGGUAGUUGCAUCUAUUCCAGCACCCUUCAACUGUGGGCGGAGGAUUUCGACUUCAGCACUAUCACAACGGCGGAGAUCCAGGACAAAGUCACUCGAGCCCUCGACGACAAGUCACGGAAUGACGUGAAGGGGAUGUUGUCUGGGGUGGAGAGAGACGAAAGCGGAAGAGUCGUGGGUGCAGCGGCCGUCAUGUUCGUCUACAUCCUCAAGGACCGGGCGAAUGCCACCAACAUAAAGGGUCAACCGACCUAUCAGGGCAAUCCGGCCCGUCGCAAAGCAAAUGAAUGUAACAGCCAAGAAAGCUUAGUACACAUGAACCGAAUAUGCCAGACGCGAACGGGGACACAGGGGACAGGGACAAUACCCGAGCCGGGCAAGUUUACCGCCUAG
Darwinula stevensoni is the source of this 1542-nucleotide messenger RNA. The record is from the annotation of a GenBank genome assembly. NCBI's taxonomy places the organism in Eukaryota, Metazoa, Arthropoda, Ostracoda, Podocopida, Darwinulidae.